This is a messenger RNA of Chilo suppressalis (striped riceborer), 915 nucleotides long. NCBI's taxonomy places the organism in Eukaryota, Metazoa, Arthropoda, Insecta, Lepidoptera, Crambidae. The record is from the annotation of a GenBank genome assembly.
CUAAUAACCUCAUAUGUAUCCUAUAUAAAUUAAGUGCGUUUACAUUUUCGUUGUCUUUCUGGUUUUGGAAUUCCUCCAACAUGGGUUUAAACAUAAUAUUCUUGGUUUCUGUUUUCAUUAAUUGUGUCUUCAGUAAGGAAGGAAUUACAGAGUCAUGUGACCACAAUGAUAUAGAAUGCUUGAAAACGCAGACAAUAAAUGUGUUCGCCAAGGCAAGUGCUGGAGCGCCAGAUUAUAACAUGGAACCUACAGAUCCAUUCGAAAUAAAAAAGAUGGAGUAUACUGAUCCAGCAACUGAUAUUGUAAUGCAAUUUGAGAAUAUGAAGAUAACAGGAUUUAAAAAUCAGAAGAUGGUCGACUUUAAGCUCAACACUGACACAAAAGCAGUAGAAUAUCGUGGCAGGGUAGAGGUAGAUAUAGCUGCAGACGUGUCAGUAAAAAUAAACGAGGACACUGAAAUCCUCUCCGGAACCUAUAAGGCUAAAGCAACCUCAAUUGGAAUUGUAAGGUACUUUUACAGUCUGAAUGUAGGCAGUGACGGGGUUGAGCAUUAUACUAUCGGCCCUGAGACCAUCACUUGUGAGCCGGUUGGAGUACCAGAAGUUACUCUUGAUCUACAGCAUUCUAAUAUUGUUGAAAAAGAUCCAGGUGCAGUUUCGAGAAAGGCUGACUAUCUGAAGAGAGCAGAGGAAAUAAAACGAAAGCCCGUUUGCACAAUUAUUACGAAAGGAUACAAACAUGUCUUUGUACAAUUACGAGCUCUCGCCAAUGCAUUGCCAAAAUCAGCGAUUUUAAAAGAUAUAUAAAAAAGAGAGACUUAUAUAUAUGCUCUAAAAUUGAAACCUGCUUAAUUCCUAUAAGAAUGUUGCUUCAAAUAAUAUAUUUGCAAAGUAUAGCGUUUCAAUAAAUACCUAC